Molecule: messenger RNA, 233 nt
Organism: Racocetra persica
Lineage: Eukaryota; Fungi; Glomeromycota; Glomeromycetes; Diversisporales; Gigasporaceae
Source: the annotation of a GenBank genome assembly
AUGCCGAAUGCCGUAUUGCCGCCAAGAAGUACUGGAACUUCAGUUGAAACCAAUAUUUUUACAACUUCGAGCAUAAGCGAUGCCUCAACUACGACUUUGUAUACCCCGGUUACGAAAUCAAGCGAUGAACAACCAUUUAUUCCAAGCUACCUUAAAGGUACAUUUAUAGAAAAACUUCAAAAUCCAAAUCAUCUAUUAUGUCUACCAACGUGCUUCAAAGAAUAUUCGUCAAA